UCCCCGGGCCGCCCGGGGCCCCCCGGGCCGCCCGCCGCUGCCGACGACGGCGUGCAGAUGUCCUACUUUAAUCUUGUGAAGAGUUUAACAUCUGCUUUUUCAAAUAGGUAUAGUAUGUCACGGUUCCAUCACACAACGUCAGCAGCGUGCUGUUGUAGUAGAACACGGAGUGGUGAGAAAUACAUCGAUCCUUUCAAACUCGGUUGGAGAGACUUGAAAGAUCUGUAUGAAGACAUUAGAAAGGAACUAGUCAUAUCUACAACUGAACUUAAGGAAAUGUCUGAAUACUACUUCGAUGGUAAAGGAAAAGCCUUUCGACCAAUUAUUGUGGUGCUAAUGGCCCGGGCGUGUAAUAUCCAUCAUAAUAACUCCCGAGACGUGCAAGCAGACCAGCGCUCCAUAGCCUUAAUUGCAGAAAUGAUCCACACUGCUAGUCUGGUACACGACGAUGUCAUUGACGAUGCAAGUUCUCGGAGAGGAAAACACACGGUUAAUAAGAUCUGGGGUGAAAAGAAGGCUGUUCUCGCUGGUGAUCUAAUUCUUUCUGCAGCAUCUAUAGCUCUGGCACGGAUCGGAAAUACAACUGUCAUAUCUAUUUUAACCCAAGUUAUUGAAGAUUUGGUGCGUGGCGAGUUUCUUCAGCUAGGGUCAAAAGAAAAUGAGAACGAGAGAUUCGCACACUACCUUGAAAAGACCUUCAAGAAGACUGCCAGUCUGAUAGCCAACAGUUGUAAAGCAGUCUCUGUCCUCGGAUGCCCUGAUCCAGCGGUGCAUGAGAUUGCCUAUCAAUACGGGAAAAACGUGGGAAUAGCCUUUCAGCUAAUAGACGACGUGUUGGACUUCACCUCGUGUUCUGACCGGAUGGGCAAACCAACGUCGGCAGAUCUGAAGCUUGGGUUAGCCACCGGCCCUGUCCUGUUCGCUUGCCAACAGUUCCCAGAAAUGAAUGCUAUGAUAAUGAGACGGUUCAGUUUACCAGGAGAUGUGGACAGAGCUCAACAAUACGUAUUACAGAGUGACGGUGUGCAACAGACAACCUACCUCGCCCAGCGGUACUGCCACGAAGCAGUGAGAGAGAUCAGUAAACUUCGACCGUCCCCUGAAAGAGACGCCCUCAUACAGCUUUCAGAAAUUGUACUCACGAGGGAUAAAUGA
Molecule: messenger RNA, 1155 nt
Organism: Puma concolor (puma)
Lineage: Eukaryota; Metazoa; Chordata; Mammalia; Carnivora; Felidae
Gene: PDSS1
Product: decaprenyl diphosphate synthase subunit 1
Biological process (GO): isoprenoid biosynthetic process; ubiquinone biosynthetic process
Cellular component (GO): mitochondrion; transferase complex
Molecular function (GO): prenyltransferase activity
Source: RefSeq, a predicted model, not a curated record